Colletotrichum navitas is the source of this 715-nucleotide messenger RNA. RefSeq lists its product as uncharacterized. NCBI's taxonomy places the organism in Eukaryota, Fungi, Ascomycota, Sordariomycetes, Glomerellales, Glomerellaceae. The transcript has a single exon. The coding region runs from base 239 to 604 and encodes 121 amino acids. The record is from RefSeq and is a predicted model, not a curated record.
UGGUAACUAAGGCGCAUCAUUUGAUCUUGGCCCAAGGGUUUGAAGCCCUUAAUACUUAUAAAGCGAUAUAUAGAACCUAAUAAGAAAGGAACAUGUUUCUGUCCGAUCGGGCGCCGAAGUUGGUUCGGCUGUGUACUCGUACUUGUCACAGCAGAGGGCUCGGUUCAUGAAGGACGACCCUCAACAUGCCCAUCGGCAAUCGGGUUUACAGCGUUUCUCAUGCUUUAUUGGAGAUUGAAUGAUAGGAUGCUGUGUUGUCAUGCGCUCUGGUGCAACUCGUUCCGUGUCGUGCAGUGUGAACGACGACCUAAGCCUACCCCAGAACGAAGAGGCCCCCCACGGCCGAAAAUAUGGUUUUCGAAACCAAAUAACGGCCCUUGUUGCACUGCAUGGCGGGGUGAGGGGUUGGUGUUGUGAUGGAGUUAGCUGCAGGCGGAGCUACUGCUGUACAUGCAUGCGUUUCCGCGCCAGAGUAAUGUCGGGGGUGCACGAGUACCUGGCCGUGGAGCGAGCUGGGCGGCAGGGCAAAAGGUUGAGGGGCGGGUGCAGCUCGAAUGUGGUGUCAGGCAGACUUGAUCAUUGUCCAUCUCGGCAUUUGCUGUAGCCAGCGUCGUGCAACGAGAAUGAUUGCCCGUCGAGUAGGGGUCGAGGAAGUGCGCGGGUUUUCGAGCUGUUGCAAAGACUUUGCCAUGUUUUCCUUGUGAUAAUGCAACAA